AUGUUCCACCAAGGCACCUUGCAGAGCGGAAUUACGGUUGCAAUUCAGGAACAGAAGCUCGUUGCCUGCUUUGUACGAGAUGAUGGUGCAACGAGCAACGAGUGGGAAGAAGAGUGGCUGAAGAGUGGAUGGCUAUCGAAUCUGCUCGCCCAAAAAGCCGUCGUCCUGCGACUUGAGGCAGGCUCCACCGAAGCAGGCUUUCUGGCUGCCUUCUCCGACAUUUCGAGUGUGCCAACUUUCGUCGUCAUCCAGAAUGGGCAGCUACAAGUUCAACUCAAGAGCGAUGCGACAAAGGAAGACUUCAUCAAUUCGAUAAGACAGGUACUGGGAGCGAAUCCGAUACCAGGCUCCAGCGCGGCAUCGUCCUCACUACCACCCACAAGCACACAGGAACCGAGCGAUAACCCAACAAACGCAGAAGCGGAGGACGAUCUCUAUGGCCCAUCCGUACCCUCGAUAGCUACACGCUCUGCACCAGUACCAGCCCCCACACCGUCGUCGACCAAAGCAAAAGGCAAGCAAAGAGCUCCAGAACCGAACCCCACAGCUCCAUCUGCAUCCGCGAGCAAAGCUCAACAGGAAGCCCGCGACGCGCUACGAAAGAAGAAGAGAGAAGACGCCGAAGAACUCGCCCGAAUCAAAGCACGAAUCGAAGCCGACAAAGCAGCGCGCAAAGUAGAAGCCUCGUUACGCAAAGCAGAGCGCGAGAAGGAAAAGAACAGAAACGCGACACAAGCCUCCCAUGCAAUGUCACCGUCGUCGCCGCCAGCCACAGCGAUAAAAUCCUCGUCAUCACGAGGCUCGAAUUCGGCAACCGUCGCCCUCAACGUCCGCCUCUUCGAUGGCCGUACCAUCCGCUCCACAUUCCCCCGCACCGCUACGCUACAAUCCACCGUCCGCUCUUGGAUCGACGCCGAAUUUAGCAAAAUGGCUCAAGACGACGAGAAUCUUAGCGGUGGUCAUAAUAAUAAACUGCCCCCGUACUUUUUCCGCCAUAUCCUCGCUCCAGCGCCGAGUCGCGAGCUCUCUGCUGGCGACGAGAGUGUCGAGCUGGGUGAGAUUGAUUUAGCGCCUAGUGCGACGUUGGUGCUGGUUCCUGUCAAGGGGUAUACGGAUGCGUAUUCUGGCGGUGGUGGUGGUGGGUUAACGGGGGCUGCGACGGGGAUUGUGGGUGGGGCAUUUGGUCUCUUGUCGAGUACGGUGGGGUUGGUGGGGAGUACGAUUGGUUCCGUCAUGGGCUUUGGGGCGCAACAAGAGGGUGGGAGUGGUGGUGCCGGUGCCGGUAGUAGUAAUGGUGCUGGUGGGAGAACAGUGGGUAGUAGACCUACCCAGGAACCUACGCAUGAUCCUAUCCUCGAUCAACUGCAACCGCAACCACAACCGCAACCGCCUUCAGCCGGCACAGGCACUGGAAACACCAUGAGAGUGAGGACGCUGGCUGAUCAGCGUGGGAGAGAGCCACAGCAGUUUUAUAAUGGGAAUCAGUUGAGUACGGAGCCUAGGCCAGAAGAUAACGAUAAGAGGGAUUGA
Messenger RNA from Alternaria burnsii, 1530 nucleotides. RefSeq lists its product as uncharacterized. Lineage: Eukaryota; Fungi; Ascomycota; Dothideomycetes; Pleosporales; Pleosporaceae. The record is from RefSeq and is a predicted model, not a curated record. Bases 1 to 1530 code for a protein of 509 amino acids. The transcript has 3 exons. Gene Ontology annotation, molecular function: protein binding.